This is a messenger RNA of Fundulus heteroclitus (mummichog), 2107 nucleotides long. It is a transcript of the gene hyal1, whose product is annotated as hyaluronidase 1. The record is from RefSeq and is a predicted model, not a curated record. Gene Ontology annotation, molecular function: hyalurononglucosaminidase activity. Lineage: Eukaryota; Metazoa; Chordata; Actinopteri; Cyprinodontiformes; Fundulidae. The transcript is spliced from 4 exons. The coding region runs from base 111 to 1427 and encodes 438 amino acids. Gene Ontology annotation, biological process: hyaluronan catabolic process; carbohydrate metabolic process.
CACUUCCCCUUUGCCUGCUUGGUUUCCCUCCCUGUUUCAGUCAGAUCAUGGGACUUCUGGUGUGUUGAGCAAAUCACAAAUUAGAGCCUCUUGAAGGUUGUACAUUCGCCAUGAGGUCCUUUCACCCUGAGCUGCUGCUUCUCUGCGGCCUGCUCAGUCUAACUUCAGGGCUGCAGGGUGCCUCGCCUUUCACCCAGGUGCCGUUCCUCACCGUGUGGAACGCCCCCACCGAGAGCUGCUUCUCCCGGUACGGCGUGGAUCUGGACCUGGGGAUGUUUAGCAUCGUCCAGAACCAGAAUCAAAGCUUCUUUGGUGAAAACGUCACGAUUUUCUACGCCGACAAGCUUGGGCUGUACCCGCGGUACUCUGCCCAGGGUGUGGCCGUCAACGGUGGGAUUCCACAGAACAGCAACCUGGAGGAACACCUCAGAGCCGCCGGCGAAGACAUCGACUACUACAUCCCCAACAGAGACUUCCAGGGCCUGGCGGUGGUAGACUGGGAGAGCUGGAGGCCUGUGUGGGAGAGAAACUGGGACAGUAAACAGGUGUACCAGGAGGGGUCAAAAGCACUGGUGAAGUCCCGGCAUCCAGACUGGAGUCCUGCUCAGGUGGAGGCGGCGGCCCGGGUGGAGUUUGAGCAAGCCGGGAGGAAAUUCAUGGAGGAAACCCAGAAACUGGGACAGAGAAUGAGGCCAAAUGGUUUGUGGGGGUUUUAUGGAUUUCCCAACUGCUACAACUAUUACAACGAGAAGAGCGUAAACUACACAGGAAAGUGUCCCGAUGUGGAGAUCAAGAGGAACGACGAGCUAUUCUGGCUGUGGAACGUCUCCUCCGCUCUGUACCCCGACAUCUACCUGAGCCUGGAGAUGAGGGGCGUCGGCAGGGAGGUGCAGCUCUACGCUCAUCACCGCGUCCUGGAGGCCAUGAGAGCGGCGGACCAGGUGACCCCUUGGCAGCUGCCCGUCUUCCCCUACGCCCGCAUCGUCUACACCUACACGCUGGAGCCCCUCUCCAAGGAGCACCUGGUCUACACGGUUGGGGAGAGCGCUGCGUUAGGAGCUGCAGGGGUGGUGCUUUGGGGAGACCAUGCUUUUGAUAAAUCCAAGGCUACAUGCGAGACAGUCAAAUCCUACAUUGACGAGACUUUAGGUCCCUACGUGGUCAACGUGACAUCAGCUGCCGUCCUCUGCAGCCAGGUGCUGUGCUCCUCGCAGGGAAGGUGUCAGAGAAUGGACCCGAAGUCGGGGGCCUACCUCCACCUCGACCCGGCGGGGUGGAAGAUCCUGUCUGAGAGGAAACCAGCGGGAGGGCAAAACUACAGGGUUUUAGGGCAGAUGGAUGCACAAAGUGUGCUGCGGAUGAAGUCGGAGUUUCAGUGCAGGUGCUAUCCUGGGUGGGGAGGGCAGAACUGCUCCAAGCCAGUUUAGAGAUCUGAAUAGUUUUAGACACUAAAAGAGGAGGAGGGCAAACCAGACUCUUUCUGGGUGGAGUUUACGGGUUGUGUGCUCUGGUGCUCCAGAACCAUUGUGCAUUUCAAGAAUAUUGAGAACUCUAAUUUAGCUUUCAGGUGUGAGAGUGUUUGCGCAGGUUAUCUGUCUAGUGUGUCUCUGGCGGUCCAGUGAUGGACUUGCAGAAAAUGGAUGAAUGCAUGCAUGUUGAUUCCUGCUCCUUUCAAAACUGCUAAAAUAUUUUUUUAAAUCACGAUUUAUUUUUGUAUCUGUAUUGGUAUUUUCAAUGUGCACUGAUAACGAUGAUAUCUUUUUUACAAAAAAUCACUAACCUGUCAUGUUGUCUGCCUAAAAUGCCAAAUCCUUCUGCAAACUGUACCUUGCCAUUUUCACGGGAAAUAUGUAAAUAAAACUUUUAAUCCCCAGCCAGAAUUUCUUUGUUUUACAAGAAUACAAUACUUCACCUGGUAAAUUGUUUUGAUUUAUCUUUCCUGUAAAAAAGCAUUAUGCAAGUAACAUUUACUCCUUUUUACUAAACUGUUUCCAUGGUUGUUGUUUUUUAUUCAGCUUUAGAUGCUGGAAGAAAACAGAAAUUAUGAAAUCUGCCACGUUUCGGACAUCAUGAACUUCCUAAAACAAUAAACUAAACACUUUUUUUU